Molecule: messenger RNA, 2642 nt
Organism: Spea bombifrons (plains spadefoot toad)
Lineage: Eukaryota; Metazoa; Chordata; Amphibia; Anura; Pelobatidae
Gene: GAD1
Product: glutamate decarboxylase 1
Exons: 17
Coding region: 470-2245 (591 amino acids)
Biological process (GO): GABA biosynthetic process
Cellular component (GO): cytoplasm; presynaptic active zone
Molecular function (GO): pyridoxal phosphate binding; glutamate decarboxylase activity
Source: RefSeq, a predicted model, not a curated record
CGUAACUGCUUUUUUUUAAUGCCGUGUCCUUUUCUGGGGGCAUUUUCGUGAUAUGAUUUUAUAAUCGCCCUAUAAAAGCUCCGGGCGGACGGGGAUCCGUGUGAAUAAGUCACGUUAGCCUUUGGCGGCGCUGACCAUGCGGACUGGGCGCAGCGAGUGGUGCGGUCGAUAUUCUAUACCGGAGCAGAAGGCGUGUAACUGACUGAUGCUGAGCAUCUACUGCUCCUCCACGUCCCAAACUGCAAGGACAAGUACCUGAGGAGCACACGGGGACAAUCCCGGUUCCUUUAUGACAUUCAGACGUCUUUCCUCUCUGGAGUUUUUAUAAAUUAAAACUGAAGAUCUGGAGCAAGAGUGGAUCGGAACACCUGCAAGUACAUAGCAGGUGGAUCAACACACCUUGACCAGGAGGAAACGAUUCUGAGCACCUGAGAAGACCAUCAACCUAAAGGAUUGCUUCACUGGAGAGAUGGCAUCUUCUUCCCCACCUUCUUCUAGUGCCAACCAGGACACCAACCCAACCAAUUUACGACCCACAACCUAUGACACUUGGUGUGAUGUGGCACAUGGAUGCACCAAGAAACUGGGACUGAAGAUAUGCGGUUUCCUGCAAAGGAACAACAGUUUGGAGGACAAAAGCAGGAAUGUGAGCUCCUUCAAAGAGAGACAAUCUUCCAAGAACCUUCUGGUCUGUGAGAACAUUGAGAAAGAUUCCUCCAUGUUCCAUCGUGCUGAAACUGACUUCUCCAAUCUUUAUGCCAGAGAUUUACUGCCUGCCAAGAAUGGAGAGGAGUUUACCAUGCAAUUCCUGUUGGAGGUCGUCGACAUUCUCUUGAACUACGUAAAGAAAACAUUUGACAGAUCCACCAAAGUACUAGACUUUCAUCAUCCACACCAGCUUUUGGAAGGGAUAGAAGGUUUCAAUCUGGAGCUGUCUGACAAUCCUGAGUCUUUGGAGCAAAUCUUGGUCGAUUGCAGGGAUACCCUGAAAUAUGGGGUGAGAACAGGUCACCCUCGCUUCUUCAACCAGCUUUCAACUGGCCUGGAUAUUAUUGGUUUGGCCGGUGAAUGGCUGACAUCCACUGCUAACACAAAUAUGUUUACGUAUGAGAUCGCUCCUGUGUUUGUCCUUAUGGAACAAAUCACACUACGGAAAAUGCGUGAAAUCAUUGGAUGGUCCGAAAAGGAAGGAGAUGGGAUAUUUUCUCCCGGAGGAGCUAUAUCCAACAUGUACAGUAUUAUGUGUGCGCGCUACAAAUACUUCCCUGAAGUCAAAACCAAAGGAAUGGCUGCUGUCCCCAAACUGGUGAUCUUUACCUCAGAACAUAGUCACUACUCCAUGAAAAAAGCAGGAGCUGCGCUUGGAUUUGGGACUGAAAACGUGAUCCUGGUAAAAUGCAAUGAGAGAGGGAAGAUCAUUCCGGCUGAUUUGGAAGCAAAAAUCCUUGAAGCUAAACAAAAGGGGUACGUUCCACUCUAUGUGAAUGCGACAGCUGGAACAACGGUAUAUGGAGCAUUUGACCCAAUACACGAAAUAGCAGAUGUAUGUGAAAAGUACAACCUUUGGCUUCAUGUGGAUGCUGCAUGGGGAGGUGGACUUCUGAUGUCCAGAAAGCAUCGCCAUAAACUGAAUGGAAUAGAGAGAGCUGACUCUGUCACUUGGAAUCCACACAAAAUGAUGGGUGUUCUUCUCCAAUGCUCUGCAAUUCUCUUAAGGGAAAAGGGUAUUCUCCAAGGUUGCAAUCAGAUGUGUGCAGGGUACCUCUUUCAGCAAGACAAGCAGUACGACAUAUCAUAUGACACCGGAGAUAAGGCAAUACAGUGCGGACGCCAUGUGGAUAUUUUCAAAUUCUGGCUGAUGUGGAAAGCAAAGGGCACUGUAGGAUUCGAAGCACAGAUCAACAAAUGUUUGGAGCUUGCAGAGUAUCUGUACUCCAAGGUCAACAAUCGAGAAGAAUUUGAAAUGGUCUUCAAAGGAGAGCCUGAACACACAAAUGUCUGCUUCUGGUACAUCCCUCCAAGUCUCAGGGGUGUCCCCGACUCUGAAGAGAGGCAGCAGAAUCUGCACAGGGUUGCUCCGAAAAUUAAAGCUCUAAUGAUGGAAUCAGGGACAACAAUGGUGGGAUACCAACCUCAGGGGGAUAAAGCCAACUUUUUCCGAAUGGUGAUCUCCAACCCGGCGGCCACUAAGUCAGAUAUCGACUUUCUUAUUGAAGAAAUUGAGAGAUUGGGGCAGGAUUUGUAAUAGUUGGUUAACCCCAUGUGUGCUCAUCAGACGACUCCAGCACCGUGAGGGUUAGUGGGUUAUUUUCCAGUGCUGGAGUCAGGCAAGGUUUCAAAAUAUAAGUAUUUCCUAAGUGUAUGCACAAUUCUCUCCUAGCACCUUAUUAAAUGUAGGUUGCUGACACUUAUAUGUAGAUCAUAAAAACACAGAUAAAUAGAUAUAUAACAUUGUCUAAUAUGUGUACAGUGAAACUUUGUAUAAAUGUGCUUGUUAGAUGGUAACAGAAACCUACGUGAAAAACCAAUGGAACGAAAUACUGUAACAUUAAAUAAUCAGUAGGUGCUCACUUACAAGUCCCAAUAUCCUUAUGCAAGUGUAUGGAGAGCAGGAUUCAAGGGUCAAGUCCAAAAAUACAAAA